AUGACCCCCCCAUCUCUACCAACCUCCCCGACAACGCCCUCGCGAAAGCGCAGGUCACUGCGCCUGUCCAACGUCGAAAUACAAUCCCAAGAUGCAACGUCCCCGAGUCCGUACACCAGUGGGACCACAAAUGGCACGGCGUACUCGAGGAGAUCAUCGCGAACAUCGCAGACCUCAUACCUGCCUCGGUCCCCAGUGACACCUCGCCCCAUGUCCUCCAAGUCUUCCAGACCUCCCUCAUUCUCCCAACAACGCAGACCGAGUCGGACGAGCAUAAAUAGCAACAGGAGUAUAGAACAGUACGGCGACGGCAACGGGCUGGGAAACUUGGCCGACGAGCUGGAGCAAGCUUGGGACGAGGAAGAGGAAGGAGAGGGUCACUCCAACUUCCUCGACGGUUUAAGAGAGGGCGAGGUAGACCAGGAUUCUUCGAUGAUGCGCGACCCGCGAAGCCCCUACGAGAUAAACGAUAUGCACGAUUUUGGAUUUGGGAUGGUCCUGCAGAGUCCGCAUAGCCAAUAUGACGGGCAAUCUCCCACGCUGCGCGUCCCCCAGCCUCGCCCGAAUUCACAAUCCCAAGAGAACAAAAAGUUAGGACACCAGAGACAAGAGUCCGCCUACGACGGCUCAGACUACGGACCAGAGUCAGAGGCGGAUCAAGAAGAGGAUGCCAUCCCACCGAUACUACGAAAACGAAUCCGCGACAUCGAGAACCUCACGCGCAUGUGCGUCAAUCCCGAAGACGCAGUCAGCGAAGGCGGUGGCACUGUCCGGCGAGUCAUUCAUGGCUUGAAGGAUCUCGGUCCACAGGCCAACAUCGAGUACGGGGUCACCCGGCUGAUCACGGCAUAUACAUCGAUGGCCUCUCACCGGACACACAAGACCCGAGAUUUGUUCACCCAGUCACACUCGCUCAUGUAUGGGGGAACUUUGUGGCAGCUACCUGAGGAGAUGAUCGACUUACUCCUUGAUGAUAUUACCAGUUUAUCGUCGACCCUCCCUUUCCUUCGUCCGCAAAAUCCAUUGCUGUCCCUCCAAAUCCUGGCCUCACAGACCGAAGAACUGUCGCACACCCUCCGCUCCUUGACCGAUCUGCUCCAGGAAUCCCGUCUUGCUGCCAGUGCCGCGACGAGAAAGCUCAAAUCGGUCCGUGAUAUGGUGGAGGACAUGUCGCUGGACGAAGAGCUGGUGGAGAACAGUAUCCUCUUGAUCCAGGCUGGGGAUUGGGAUCGCAGGUGUCGGGAGAGGCAGGCAGCACGAACAUGUCAAGAGGUCUGCGAGGGGUUUGCAGACCGAUGGGGGUUGCAAUGCGAUGUGGAUUUAAUAUCGCUGGCUGAGGGCAGGAAGCAGCCUGCCCCGGUAUUGGUAUCUGGAUAG
Molecule: messenger RNA, 1377 nt
Organism: Cladophialophora psammophila CBS 110553
Lineage: Eukaryota; Fungi; Ascomycota; Eurotiomycetes; Chaetothyriales; Herpotrichiellaceae
Exons: 1
Coding region: 1-1377 (458 amino acids)
Source: RefSeq, a predicted model, not a curated record